AUGACGCAGAAAGGAGUUCAGCUGGACAGGGAAACCUUCUCUUGUUCCAUCUGUCUGGAUCUCCUGAAGGAUCCGGUGACUACUCCCUGUGGACACAGCUACUGCAUGAACUGUAUUAAAACCCACUGGGAUGAAGAGGAGGAGAAGAGAAUCCACAGCUGUCCUCAGUGUAGGCAGACCUUCACACCGAGGCCUGUCCUGGGGAAAAACACCAUGUUAGCAGUUUUAGUGGAGGAACUGAAGAAGACUGGACUCCAAGCUGCUCCUGCUGAUCACUGCUAUGCUGGACCUUUAAGGGUGCUUCAGCAGGAGGUGGAGACUGUCAAUCACACUGCUGAUAAACUACAGGAUGCUCUGAGUGAAAAAUGGACAAACAUCUCACUGACUGUGACUGAAGUGGAUGUUUUACUGCCACAACCAGAGCCCAAGACCAGAGCUGAGUUCUUAAAAUAUUCACGUGAAAUCACACUGGAUCCAAACACAGCGCAAAGAAAGCUGUUAUUGUCUGAGGGGAACAGAAAGGCAACAAUAAUGAUUAACCGACAGUCUUAUUCUCGUCACCCAGACAGAUUUACUGAAUGCUGUCAGGUCCUGAGUAAAGAGAGUCUGACUGGACGUUGCUACUGGGAGGUGGAGUGGAGAGGAGGAGGAGUUUAUGUAGCAGUCGCAUACAAGACUAUUAACAGAGAUGGGUGGUCGAAUGAAUGUGAAUUUGGACUCAAUGACAAAUCUUGGGCGUUAGAUUUUGACAAAAAAAGUUGUAACUUUUUGUACAAAAACAUCAAAACUUCCGUCUCAGGUCCGCAGUCCUCCAGAGUAGGAGUGUACCUGGAUCACACUGCAGGUAUUCUGUCCUUCUAUAGUGUCUCUGAAACCAUGACUCUCCUCCACAGAGUCCAGACCACAUUCACUCAGCCUCUCUAUGCUGGACUUCGGCUCCGUUACUAUUCUUGUGGAAACACUGCUGAGUUCUAUCCGUUGAAAUAGUCAGAAGUCAUCUAAGGGACAGAGGGUUAAAUUCUGUUUUAAUCCUUAAACUUGUUUUGUCUU
Micropterus salmoides (largemouth bass) is the source of this 1050-nucleotide messenger RNA. RefSeq names its product tripartite motif-containing protein 16-like. Gene Ontology annotation, molecular function: protein binding. The record is from RefSeq and is a predicted model, not a curated record. The transcript has a single exon. NCBI's taxonomy places the organism in Eukaryota, Metazoa, Chordata, Actinopteri, Centrarchiformes, Centrarchidae. The coding region runs from base 1 to 987 and encodes 328 amino acids.